Messenger RNA from Epinephelus moara (kelp grouper), 13524 nucleotides. RefSeq names its product NHS-like 2 (gene nhsl2). The record is from RefSeq and is a predicted model, not a curated record. The transcript is spliced from 9 exons. Gene Ontology annotation, biological process: cell differentiation. Lineage: Eukaryota; Metazoa; Chordata; Actinopteri; Perciformes; Serranidae. Bases 391 to 4041 code for a protein of 1216 amino acids.
UGUAUUAGAAGUAAAAAAAUGUUAAUUUAGAAAAAGUAGGGAGGGAGUCUUAGUCUGCACAUUAUUAAGUGUUGCUGUCAAACAAAAUGUAGUGCAGAAAAAGUACAAAAUUUACCGGUAAAAUGUAGUGGAGAAGAACAGGAGACACACAAGUAAUGUAGAAGUACCUAAAACUGAAACCUGAACUUCAGUAUUUAUUUUGAGUGAUUUGUAGCUGACAGACCAAGCUGAUGGUCAGCCGUCAGUCAGUGUUGGGCCAUUGGAGGGCGUUUGUCACCCUAUAUUUUGCAGUGUGGCCCGCACCGUUGGCACUAGUCAGCCCUUGUCAGCUUUUUGUCGGCUGAUUCAGCAUGUUGAAUCAAAGUCAGCGACAGCAGAACCUGUUGGUGAAUGAAAGCAAACAAGCGGCUGAAGUCAAAGAGGGAUUUUGAGGAGCAGUUGUACGACACCAAGCUGACCGGUCAGACUUUCCGGCAUCCGUCCUCGCAGAGCUCCGACGACACGUCCACCUCGCUCAGCCGAUCGCCCAUCUCCCUCAACAACAAGAGACCUGACUUCAUCUUCCUGCCGGCGUCCAAACAGCUCUACGACGAUGAAACCACCUCCUCAGUGUUUGGACUGAGGUCCGUGACCGACCCGUCUCCCUCCCCGUCCCCGUCGCCCUGCGGCUCAGAUCGCCCCCCGCUGGGUUGGAGUAGUAACAACAGCAGCAGCAGCACCGCCACUUCUGCUACCACCGGACCGCCUGUUGCAGACAAACCACGCUGGCAGCUCGGGAGACGCACACCGGGUCACUUCAUACCACUCGACAUCACAGGUGAAGGGAGAGGAGGGAAGUUCCACGGUGUCGACCUCCUCCAGCACUCCCUGUCCCCAUCCCCCUCUCCAGGGGACCCCUUCCCCCACCAGCCCCGCUCCCUAGAGCCUGUCACAGACACCCUCCACCAGAACCUCCCCCUGAGGAAGACACACUCUGACCUCGACACAACCUUACCUGCAGAUAACAAUUUGGAGCAUAGUGCUCCGGACCAGUUUCACCCAGGAACUAUGGACCACUCUGGGCUGCUGUGCUCAAACACACCGUCCGCUUCCUGGAACGGACCUAAGGGCUCCACUUUUUCUCCUGGAGCGUGGAACGAACCUUACAAAUACAGCACCAACAAAGGCCCGGCGGUCCCACCCAAACAGCACACCAUCAUCGGUAAUUCAGGAGGAGGGACGCAAGACGGGGUGAUGUUAGUGAGCUCAGGACAGCCAGCGAGCUCACAUUCCAGUUCAUUCACGUCUGUGUCGAACCCUUCUGGGAGAGGAGGGAAUAACAUACCAGGGAUUUCACUGGCAACAGCGAUGAUGGGGAAGCGGAGCGAGACGGAAGGGGCUGCAGCGGAUGGAGGGAGGGGAGGAGGAGGUGGGGGAGUUGGGGAAGCAGUGAGAGGGCGGGAGAGGUCGGCACGUUCCAUAGCAGCGGCAAACGCCUUCAAGUUCCGGGAACGUUCCCUUUCUACGCCCACGGAUUCUGGUUCCUUCUGCUUUACAGAAGGUGGUUUAGGCCAGCCAGACGGGAACAUCCUGCCUACAGGAAAUGGUAAUGCUAUGGCAAUAACAGACCAACAACAGCAUCAUAACUUCCUUGGUUUGGGUGAGAACUACGCCCUUCUCUACCCUCGAGGGAGCUCUGAGGACAGUGCCAGCACCACAGACACAAUCUCUGUCACGGCUUCAGACUACAGUGCUGAUGGCCGCUUGCGCCUACGCUCCCGCUCAAUAUCACUUAAGAAAUCCAAGCGCAAGCCACCACCCCCUGUGAGGAGCGUCUCUCUUAUGAAGAACCUCGGAGAAGCUGAGGGGAGAAUCCAUCAUGAAGGCAGUCUUUACCGGGAUGGCCGGCCAAAAAGCCUACACAUUCCCAGGGACCACUUUCCAGACUUCCAGCCUGAUUUCCUCCUGCCCAGCUCCUCCAAACCCAUUGUUGCUGAGCGGGAGCUGGGCCAUGGAGGUACUGAUGGACCUCCAAGCCUGGAGGUCCAGGCACCAGAGAGGGAGGGAGAGACAGAGCUGACCUUCCCCACUCACUGGCAGCUAGGGGAGUGGAAGAAUGACCCUUACAGAUCUCUUUCAGGCUCCAGCACAGCAACAGGUACCACAGUGAUUGAAUGUAUGAAAGUCAGAGGCAGCUCAGAGUCCCUGCUCGAUUCUCCCUCCACCUCCCGAGCCACCUCACCCUCACAGCUCUCCAUGGAAACAGACAUCAAGGCUUCCUCGCCCUUUAAACCCCCAGGACUCAUGUCCCCAUCAAGUGGCUAUUCCAGCCAGUCAGAGACUCCCACCCCAACUGUUCCCCUCAGUCAAAUGGCAGGUCAGGGGACAGUAGGGACAACAGGAACAUUGGGAUGUAAGUUGCGUCCGAAGAUCCCAGAAAGAAAAUCAUCACUACCAUCGCCCAAGGACCCGGCUGCGAGGUCUAGGUUGUCCUUUGAGAUGCCUGGGAAUGCACAUCUGGAGCUGUCAUCAAUCAAGCCAAAGCAAAAGGCCAGCAGACGACAUUCUGACACUUCGACGGCGGCAAAACCAGGAAAAAUCAGCCCCAGCUCCUCACAGGCACUGCCUGUUGUCACCCAGAAUGAGCUCAAGACUGUUCGGCUUCGUUCAGUCUCUCGUGGUGACUUGGAGGACUGCCCUGAUGGAGCAUCUGACACCAUAGAAGAAGAACAGCAUAACCGAGACCUAGGCGAGGAUCCCAGUCCGCCACCCACCCUCCCAAAACCCAAACCACCCGUCGCCAUCAAGCCCCCAUUACCCAAACGACCCCUAAACCUCCUGCUCAAGUCUCCUUCCCCCUCCUCCACCUCCCCUCUAGCCCUUGACUCACCUCCUGCCUCACCUGUGGACAGACCAGUGCCCCUGGGCAACAUCUACAAAGUCAUGAAAAAACCCAAACCCAAAAAACCUCCACCACAAACAACAAGUCCCUCUGGUCUCCCAGAUUCUACCACCAUUCCACAAACUGCCUAUGAUCAUCAAUUCCUCCCCCACUCCCAGUCCCUCUUUGAUCUCCCUCCUCUUCCAGACCCACAGCCUCUUCUGGAAGACCCAGCACUGGAGCCUGAGUUUGAUGUCGACCCAGAGAUCCGUUCUGGGGAAGGAGGCUCACUCCCCUCUCCCUGUAGUAACCAGGAGGCCCCGGAGCUACAGGACAAGAGCAAGACCCUCCCCUCGAGGAUGACAAUCUCAUGUCUGGCAGAGCUGUCAGACAAAAAGAAACCCAAGGUUCCACCUCCAGUCCCCAAGAAGCCGAAUGUCCUGCUUCUUCCCUCGUCGGUCCACUCCUCCACCAAUGGCAGCACAGAACGUCAGACCCCACAGGCUGAAAGCCCUGUGGGUCUUCGGUCUCCUGUAGGAGCAUUCCCACCAGAAGAGUUACCCGGCUCCCCCAGUGUUCCUGAUAUGCUAGAGCAAGAUGAGAACCACUUGGAUGACAAGUCAGAAGAGGAGAGUUCAAAAGAGUCAUCACUUCAGUCAUCGCUGCAGGAUUCCUCCCUCACAGAGCUGGGAGGGAAAAUGGCCAGCACUGGGAUUGGGGCAGAUGACUCAACAGCCAAUGAGAGGACGGUACUCCACAUCGCCGAGGAAACAGACGACGACUUGUUGGCCAGCACACCUGCAACGCACACCACCGAAGACCUGUUCACUAUUAUUCACAGGUCCAAGCGAAAGGUUCUGGGACGUAAAGAGCCAACAGACUCCUUUGGCAGCCGCCAGAGCCUGGUGUCCCCGGUGAAGCACAGCACCAGCGGUAGCGACCUCCGAAAUCUGACCUUAGGCAGCAGUCAGAGGUCGAGCUCCCGCAAUGAGAACUUCAUGGCCCUGCUCCAGAAGAAAGGCAGCAAGUCUUCCAGCGGAGGAGCCAGAGUCUCCGCCAUGGAGCUUCUCAAAAGCACAAACCCGCUGGCACGACGGGUCACAGAGUUUUCAAACACCAUGUCGACGACUGGCGAGGGAGGAGACGUCGCAUCCGGGAAUGGCAAACCCAACGAUCAAUGAACGGAAGUGUUGUCAACGGAUGUUAACCAGGUCCGUUUGCUGUUGACAAAGCUACCAACCAAUUCUACAAUGUGCCACCCACUGCAGAUGGGGCCUUCUGACUAACAUGUCCAACCGGAUUGCUCCAACUACUGAUUGACCAUUUGCACUGUCCAAUCAAAUUGGAGCACAUAUUUGGACAAAAUGGUCCCUCCCAUGGUUGAAGCACUAUUGUUCCCUGUCAAACCGGUCCCUCUAGGAGAGCGAGAAAUCUGUGGAGAGCAAAGUUCGUUCUCACUAUAUUUUCACUGAAAGUUGGAGGCUUUAGGGUUACGUUUCAACACUGCUCCGUGUUUUCCUCAUUGGGGAUAAGCUCAGUGUGGAGGCUGGAUGCACAGAUGGAUGGGUGGAGUAGACACAGGAAAUAUAGGGAUAUACAGUGGAUAUCUUUACUCCUGACUCCUGAAUGAAGACAACAGUCCCUGAUGACAACAAUGGUCAUAUAAAUGAAUCUGUAACCAGUUAUACUGAUCCACAAGGAUACCACAGAGGAUCAGUGAUCAAAUGAAUUCAAGAAAUAAAUGGAAUAAAAUUCAGAAGAUGCAAGACCUCCUAAUGAUUCGUCUACGGUUUAACCGAAAUCCUCCAACCAGUAGCGCUACAGCACCCACACCUGUAGACCUACGCGAAUAUAAGGAUAAAUUAUUAAAGGUGCGAUGAUGCAUCUGAAAAAGCAAGCAUGCCCAAAACGUUGGGCAUCAUAACUCUUGUUCUCUCUAUGGUAAAGGCAAUACCAUAGCAGGCAUCAUCAUUGUCAGAAAACUGAACAUUCUGAUCUGAGCGGAUGAAGCGCAGGGUUUACAAAGAAAAACCACGUGGGGGCUUUUUGCCACCAAAGAUGAGGCAUGAGCAUGUCACAGAUUUUGUCGCUCAUGCGAUGAACACGAACCUUCACAAAACAUUCCACAGAAGCACCGAGCAAAUGGACGGCAAUUUGGAACGCAAGCACUUUUCUUUUUCCGUGGCAUCGGAGGUCAUUUCGAUGGUGCACCCUUUGCGUCGCUACAUUUUUUGCCUCUCAUCAAUCAUUAUUUUUCCAGUCUUUUUUACAUUUUUGUUUUCUUAUAUUUUUCCUACACAUGCUAGAUGGCCAUAUUCUGUACAUGUUUCAUUAGACUGUUCUGUAUGUAUCAUGUACAAAGAUAAAUGUAACGCAUCUAUCAACGGAUAUCAUUUGCAGACACAAAGACUAAAAAUAGUGUACAGAGCAGCAAGCAGCUUGGAUUACAAACUGCCCACACCAUGGAGGGAAAACACACUCAAGCACACACACACACGCACACACACACACACACACGGACUAAGGAGUAACGCCAUGGAAGACAAACAGAACAGACCGGAACAGUGUGUGUGUGUUCAUACGAGUGUGUGCGCAGAUGAAAUCUUGCCUGUGGAGUUUCUGUACGGAGAGCAUGAAGCAGGCCUGGUUAUUAAACAGGGUUUUUAUUCAUUUUGGUCUCUGGUGACGGGACCAAAGGACUGUUAAAAACUACAAACAGACCAGAGGGGACCUAGCGGUGUGUAUGUGUGUAUGUGUGUAUGUGUGUGUGUGUGUGUGUGUGUGUGUUUGUGUGCUUGUGUGUGUUCAUGUGCAUGUAUAGACGGAAGUGCCAAGAACAAGACAGAGAAGAAAGAGAAAGAGAGAGUGCACGUACAUGUGCCUGUUUAUGUGUUUGGCAUUUUUGUGUGUGUGUGCUCACUACAUGUGCAUAUUUGUGUGUGAAUGUGUGUGUGUGUCCUGUCACCCCGCAAUCCUUCCUUGGGAUAGGAUUAGAAUGACCUAAGCAGACCCCCUUAAACCAUACAUUACAGAACCAUAAGGAUUUCGGAAUCAGAAGGGAUUCCGCAACCAAUAGGUUUCUGGAAUCAAGAGGAUUGCGAACCAGUGGAUUAGAGAAGGAAAAAGGAUUCCAGAACCCAAAGGAUUCUGGAAAAACUGGCAGAGUUUGGAAUUCGGGAAUGAGGGGGUCUUGUGACGAUAGAACCCCCUGGUCAUAACAGCACCAAUCUUGGAACACAAUCUGAGGUUCAGACCUAGGUUUGAAAAUGAUUUAGCAUAUGGGGGUAAGCGCCAAUAUUCCAUUGAUUCCGAUGUAGCCAGCGAUAUCUGGAUAUUCAGGCCAAGACUUCGUCAUUGUCUACUGUAGGGAUGCACGAUGAUAUAUCGGCACUUGAUUGGUAUCCGCUGAUACGGAUACAGUAUUUUGCACAAUGAAUGACUAUUACGUACAUUGAAAAGCAUUCUAUUUCAUGUCUCCAUCUGCUGGUGGGCCAUCACGAUAAGAGUAUGCAUGAAUAUUAUGAUGUUAAUUCCACUAUAGAAGAGACUUGAUGAUAGAAUUAGGUAGGGAAAAAAGUGGAUACAUCAAUAUUGGUCUCAGUUAUUGGUCAAAUGAGUUGUUACAUAUAGGCAUAUCGGAUAUAUAUCAUGCAUCCCUAGUUUACAGUCCGAUUGGCAACAUGAGAUGCUAUAUAAAGAGAGUCAUGGCACUCUAUAAAUGGAUAUCUACAUGUGAUUAAUUAAAGGCUAAAUUGUCUUCACACAAUAACUGGUGUAUUUCAAGAUGAUGCCAUUCCAUUGUUCAGACUGCCUAAAAUUCCGAAUCCCCAUUAGUCUUAAGAAGGUCCCAUUGGACCGAAAGCCUAUUUCUCCAACAGCCUGUUAUCCCAAAAACAAACGCCCAUUGCUCAAAAGUCCUGUUUCUCCAACAAUGCACACUCCCUGCAGUUAGUUGCAGUUUCUCAAUAGUGUUCUAGCCACCAAUUCUGAGUGUUUUUAUCAACCCUUUGUGGUAUUUGGGCCACCUAUCCCAGGUGUUCUACCUACCCUUUGUGGCAUUUCCUAGUCCACCGAACCCGAUUUUCUGCCACUUAAUGUGGUUGCUUCAAAUCAAUACAGGAUCUUUUCCUAACCUUAAACAAGUGGACUUUGUGCCCAAACCUACCCACACAUUCACCACAGUGUCGUUAAGAUACCUUAAGUUUCAGCGUACCUGCUACAAAAUACUGUACAAAUGUACAAGUCUAACAUUUUUUCUGGUGAUUGGGUUGUCUAGCUACAGGCAGUGUGUAUUUUUGGAGAAACUAAACUUCUUCAGAGUCAUGGGUGUUUGUUUUUUGGAUAACGCGCUUUCAGCAAAAUGGGCUUUCAGUUCAAUGGGAAAAUUUUUUGGACUAACAGGGCUCCAGAAAUUCGGGCAGUCGGAACAAUGGCCAGUCCCCUGUGAGACUGCAUUUCGGCUAAUGCGUUCCGCCUCUCCACAGGAUCUGUUUCCUAGCAUCCAAGCAAAGCCCACUCAGACGUGAUAUGUCAGUACUCUCCAGAUUUCAAACCACCACAAAUGGAAACCAGAACAUUUCUGAUACCAAAAUCUUGUCCUGUUGUCAACAGAUUCUGCAUUAAUAUGCAGAUAUCUGUUUAUAGAGAUUCCUACAGCUCUAGCCAGAGAAUCCAUCUGUCUGCACUGUCGCAGAGUGACAUUACAGGAAUAGUUUGUUUGUUUUGCCCUCCUCCGUGCACGUUUUUCACACUCUGUAUCUUUCGUCUCGGAGGUGAGGUGGUGGUCUGCGACGCCCUCCUCCUCCUCCUCCUCCUCCUCCUCCUUUCCACUCAUUCCUCUCCUCCUUUCAUCGCUGCUGGAGCACACACUCCAUCUGUCUCUCUGCAUAUAGCAUCAUCUCUCUUUUUCUCUCCUGUAAUCACUCUUCUUCUGGCACAUACAGUAGCACACUCCGUCUCUCUCCUCGCCUAUAUACUGCAACCUCUCUCUGUUUUUACACGUAGCACCGCCUCUCUAUCCUUUCCUCUUUUAACCUUCUCUCCAUCCUUUCCUCCCUCCCUGACCCUCCCCCAUUUUCUGUUAACCUUCCCCUGUCUCUCCCAUCUCUCUUCUCUCUCUUCCCUCUCUCUGCAUUCAGUCUAUGCAUCUGAGCUCGGCAGACGACACGACACCGGAUGAAUGUCAAUGAAUGACUGUUAAGAAAAUAGAUGCUGUGCUUAGUUUGAGAGUGCAAAACAAACAUCUUUCUGUCAGCGCUUAUCUUCUGCCUUCUCUCUUUCUUGCUCUGAGUUUUUAUACUUUUUUCCUUUUGAGUGUAACAUGGAUUUAACAUGGGUGAAUGGAUGGGAUCUGUGCGCAAACACAGAAACAGGCAGGGUUUGAAUGUGUUUUUGCAUAAAGGACCUUUACUUUCGGACUGUGAACGAAACACCCUGUGGUAUUUAACCCCCGAACGACCCUCAGUUCUGGAUCAGCGUGUGGACGGUCGGAGAAUUUUGGAUUAGCAGUGGUUCAGCUCUAACACCUGACUUAUCCCCUGCAUGGAUGGACCGUGUGGAGGGAGGAGGGAAACUAUCCCUCGGUGCUAUUGAGUCAGAGCUCCCCCUAGUGGAUGGAAAAGGAGGAACCACACAUAGCAGGAGAGUUAAAAAAAACUCCUUCACACGCAUCUCUCUUCCCUACAACAGUCCUUCAGGUAUUCCAUCAUCCUGAAAAAAAGACGACGAUUUUAAAAAUGCAUAAAUUAUCACCAUUUAUGAUGACUAGUCAAGUGACGCUUGUUUUAAAUAUUUAGUGAAUGAAAAAAGAUAAACCUAUAAAACUCUGUGUUUGUUUGCCUUGUAUACUGAAUUGUGGGCGUGUUGCUGCAGCGCCUGCUGUGUUUUUUUUUUAAUUUCAUUAUAAUUAUUUUUCAUUUCAGCUGCCUUGGUAGUGCAUACACAAACAACCUUUGCAAAAAUCUGGCCAAAAUAACAGAUUUAAAGGGAGCAUUUAUGUUAUAUCUGAAUCUGAACUGUAAUGAAAAGUUCGAAAAUCUGGUGCCUCAAGUGACUCAGAUAUUUUAAGUAUUAACCAAACCAAUAUUUGCCCAAAUCUGCAUUCAUGUACAGGUAUGCAGAGUGCGGCAGUGUGGUGAUAUUUUUCCCCUUUCAGAGCAAUAUCCCUCAGAGCGAUCACAGAUCUGAGAUCAGAUAAGUGAAGCUGGAAGGGAGAUCAAAAAACUCCAAAACACAAUUUGAACUAAGCCCAAUAGAUUUUGUUAAAAAUGUGGAAACAGAGAAGAGAGAUAUGAGCAGAGUGUUAGGAGACAGAGGAUGUGUUGUUUCAGCACAAUAAUAACAGGAACAGUGUGUUGUCGAAAAGUACAAUGUGGUGUGUAGAUGCAUGACACAUCUAAAAAUGGGGGUGUAAAAGGAUACGAUGUGUCAGCGUGUUUCUGUGUGUGUCAGGGUCAACAAACCAUUGUGUUGGAUCUAUAUGGAAGCAAAUAAGUGUUCAGUAUCAGUAUUAAGAUCCAGGUUGCUCACAUUCAGUUGGUUAGAUUUUAAGGCUGCCCCCGUCUAAGAACUUUCCUGGUCAACAAUUUAGAGCCAUUAGUCAACUAGUCACCUGCAUGUUUACAAUACUAAGUUCAGGGUGUGAGAAAGAAUAGUAUCAGUAACAUUGUUAACACUGUGCUACAUUACAGAGAAAUACAAAACCGUACUAAUGAACCUUCAUUAAUAUAGGCCUAUAUUUUAUCUACAAGUGCACGUCACACACUGAGCGAGCCGCCUGUUAAUGACGCUGUGGGCAAAGCAGUAAUGAUUGUGCUAAGUGGCUAAUGGGCAUGUAGCUACUUCCAUGUUUCAGAUGAUACGUCAUGUUUGUAGUCGACCAAUGAAGAUGAGUUUACAUAUCACCUUGGGUUCGUCCUUCACCUUCUCACAAUGAUCCCACACUUUGGAUUUCCUGCCCGACAUGUUAUUAACUAGCCUGUGGAAUAACCGCAGGUACCAGCCCUGGAAAUUAACCUGACCCCUGUCUGACUGCUGAGCGUGGCCACUUCCUGUGUCUGUCCUUUCAAAUUAAAUUCCCACAUGGUCCAGUCAUUCAGGUUUUGAUUUAUUAUGGCAAGGCGCAGCUCCUAAUAGAGUAAGCGACCAAUGAAAUCUUGCUGACUAAUGACCUUUCUGGUCAACAAAUGUUUGGUCGACUAUUAGGGGGCAGCCCUAUUAAAUUCAGAUCCAGAAAUUCAAGUUCAAACUUUUCAAAUGGCAACAUCCAGGCUACCCAGCCUAUCCUGUCCUGAGGAGUGAGGAAGUUUUUGUUUUUUUGAAUUUUUGAACAUCGAAAAGACUAUAUUCAGAUUCAGCUUUUGAAAUUGCAAAUCAUUAUAUUUGAGGUUUUAAUUUCAUAGAGCUGAAUUGAUUUUCAAAGUAAAAUAUUUUUUGUUUACUUAUUGAAUGGCUGUUAAAAUUCAAAUACUUAUUUGCUUCCAUAGUUUUACUUCCUGUGUAGACAGACGGCAGAUUUCUUCAACAGGAAACAUUUGGUUUGACAGUCUUUCAGAAGAGUUUAGGUACAAACAAAGAAACAUAUGGGUACACUGGUAAAAAAGGGUGAUAUCCCUUUUGUAGGGAUACAAUCAUUUAAUAUUGAGAAUAAUAUGUAAUUUUUUUUACAGAUUGUUUUUUUUCUGGAGGCAGAGUUGCACUGGAAGAAGAGAUAAUCUCAUUGGUUGUGUUUCUGCCCGCUUGUUGACAUAUUUCAGAUACUUCUUAGGUCUACUAGCAACAAACUUACCUAAAAUGGGAACAGUUGGUCCUCUGUGUAUCUGGUUGAGUUCUUCCCAAACAGACACACCAACCAGUGAGAAUAUUUUAGCCAGAAGAGCAGUUCUGCCUCCAAGAAAUGUCUGUAGAACUAAAUUACCAAUCUCUAAAAUAUGUUGACAGCAUAUUAUAUUAGAAAAUGACAUUUAUAUAGAGUGUGAAAAGAGAGCUGACACUAGAAAUAUAUUGAAUAUUUAAUCCAUUAUCCCUUCUUUAGGAGUAGGGGAGAGAGGAAGGAGGGGGAAUGAGGGUGUGGAGCAAAGGUUUGAUUUUGCUGAAUGUGGGGAUUACCACGCUGAAAUUUACACACGCUCCAUCAUCUUUUCCUUCACCUCCUCCCUCCCUUCUUCUCAGCUGUCGUGUGACUCAGAGGAGUAAUCAUGUUAAAAGCUUUUCCCUCUCUCUCACUCUCUCCUUCACUUCCCUACAAAAUGAUAAAAAGGUACGGGAAAGCACGAAAAGCACAGAGCGCUGCAAUGGCUCGUUAAUUAAUUUGGUUUAAUUUUACAGUUGGUCUCUGCAGAUACAGAGCAGCCAAACAGCAACCUGUUGCUAAGAGACAUAAAUAAAAGCUGUGUAGAAGAAGUUGGAGACUUGGAGUUCAGGCAAGGAUAAAACUCUCUAAAGCCAACAGAAAGGUUUAUCUGAAUAAGUUAAACAAAGUUUGUGUAAAUGACAUGUUUACAGUCAUUUGUUAAGGAUAAUGAACAGAGCUAAGAAACGACUCCAAAUGCAAUAUCAGCAUGAACAAAUCAAACAUCCCUUCAGACGUCAGACUCCAGAACAAAGUGAACCCCAACUCACUGCAGUAUGGGCUAACAAAUAUAAUCUGUCAAAGACACAAACACUUACAUUAAUCAAACUAUUAUUUACCACUUUGUAGAGAAAUCUGCCACAACAGGCACAAAAGCUUUAAAAUAAAAGCAGUUGUUGACAUUCAGCAAACACAUCACAGCAAAUAUAUGACCUGAGAAUUUGAGAACUUUACAAAGGACUGCACUUUUAUAAAGUUAACAGCUCAUGCUACGAAUACAAGUUCUGCCACCCACCCAGAACCUUACAAAGUAUCAUGUUCAGGUUCAUUUUAGUGUGUAAAAUCAUGUUUAUCAUGUGUUGUAAGUAGAUUCGCAAUAUCCAGACGGAAGAAAGAAAGUAAAAAGGAGUCAGGUGACGUGGUAUAAACAGCAACAAUGUCUGCAUGACGCCUGCGGAGGUAGGAGGUCAGGGUGGAUGUAUGGGUCAAACAAACACAGGAGUUUUACCCAGAAGACUGAUGUUUGUGUCCCGUGUAAAACCAAGAGUCAUAGUAACAAACUUAACUUAUACUUAACAUAAUCAUGAUCUUCUUUCUUAACCUGACCACGUAGUUUUGGUUCUUAACUGUGACUGUUUCACAAAUAUACUGUAACUUUGGGUGUCACGUUUUUGGCCAGUGCAGAACUCCACCUAUAAUACAAAACCUGGAUAUUUUGGCUGUAGCUCAUCACAACAUAGUGGCACUCAUCCCAAAGCCCAAAAACAUUACCACUGAAAAUUUAUAUUUACAUUAUAACUCAUCCUAUUUACACUGUAAAAACUGAUACUUCCUUAAAAAUUACCCCCCCCCAAAAAAAAAGUGGCAAGAGUUUGCACUAAUUUUGUUGAUUUAAAUCAAGUUGUCUUGUUUUUAAUUAAACAGAAUUCAAAUUUAUGUAUUUAAAUGUAUUCACUAAAUUUCAGUACUGGAUAAUUACAAUUACAAUAAUUAUAAUCACUUCAACUUAAUUAUAUUAAGUAAAUUUUACACAUUUGUUGUAGUUUAAGAACACUAUUUUCAAUAUUUUUCUAUUUUUAUGUUGAAUUAAGUUUAUUUUAUCAUUAGGUUUUAAAUAUAAAAUGUAUGUACAGCGAAUGAAUUGCAGAAUUUUUUUUAAUUACAUCAACUUAAUUUUGUAUUUUGUAAUAGGUGCUGAGAGUAAACACAAUACAAAAAAAUACUUUCGUAACAUUUAUUCAAAGAGACAAAUCAUGCAAAAACAGAACAGCAUGUGAUCAUAUCAGAAAAUGUUCUCAUGAAAGUCACCAAAUUUGAUUAAAGCGCAUCCAACAUCAGAUGUGUAUACAGUACAUGCUGCCCCAAAUACUGUAGGUUUCACUGAAAGCCAAUGGCAAUGAGGAAUCUCUUUGAGUUUUUCAGGUGUUACUUUUUGUCGCUUUGGGUGCAACCAGUCCAACUUUUAUUGACUUCCACUGACUUGUGAUGAGCUGUACAAAAUCAUGAAUCACACCAAAACUUAGAAGGCCUUGAUGGAGUCUAUUUCUGGGGUCCCUUUUGCGUUACGAGAGAGUGAAAGAGGGUGAAAAAAGAAAGAGGGGUGAUGGUUGCAGAUUUGGGCCAAAGAGUAGCUUGCAUUUGUUUUUAGGAGUGGCAGAUGGGUGGGGUUUACACUGUUUGGAUAUUUGAAAUAGGCAUGAUGCCCAUCACAUCAUUCACUGGUAAACCCCACCCAUCUGCCACACCAAGCAAACUUAAACAAACCCCCAACCCAAUUUUAACCCCAGUUUAGGGGCUGUACAGGCAGCUUAUAAAGACACAGAGAUGAUAAUUAGAGAGACAUAGAGAGAAAGAGAGACAGACAGAGUUAUUGGAAUUAUUCUAUUUUUGUUAUUCCUCAUUGAAAAAGACAUAUUUAAAGGAAUAUUCCGUGUAUGUAUUGAAUAACCUCUGUUUCCCCGCCCCAUCCAAUGGUGUGCUCUGUAGCUGCGAGGUAGCGUCUCACACAAACGCUUCCUUCUGCAGCUAUGCAAUGCCAAUGUGAUGAAAUUAUUAUAUCAUUAUAAAUAAAUUAUUUUUCUUGCUUAAAAAAAAA